Molecule: messenger RNA, 627 nt
Organism: Babesia ovata
Lineage: Eukaryota; Apicomplexa; Aconoidasida; Piroplasmida; Babesiidae
Product: signal peptide containing protein, putative
Exons: 1
Coding region: 1-627 (208 amino acids)
Source: RefSeq, a predicted model, not a curated record
AUGAGGAGCCUAUGUUUAUUUGUAAUAAACUUGGUACUCCUACUGCCAGUGGCAGUUGCCAGCAAAAACAAUACAACCUUCAAAACCAUUAAUAGACACGCAAGUCCUAACGCAAUAUCCCUGCUGGAAGAAGAUACCAAACAAGGCAACAACGUGGAAGAGCAAAAAAAGAAAGCAGAAUCUGAGGUCAAAUCUGGAGAACCUUUGAACCUUAUAUUCAGUCCUACUGCGCAGCAGGUGUCGGACGAAAACAAUCAACUACUCGAAUCGAUGGUUGGUUCAUGUAGCAUAAAUUGGUGUCAUUUCUAUGCUUCGUUGAAUUUUGUGACGCUGUGCCAAGCUUCUGACGAUAGUCAUGUGGUGCAGGAAUCUGGAUUGCACAGUCUAAGGACAGUAGCCAACAAGUUGACCCGACUUAUUCAUCUGUUACCGGAGACGGAGAAGCAAGCGACAUUCACAGUGGGCAAUCAAAACUACACUGUUUCAGAAAUGCUUGACAGCAUUAACAGCUUAAUUGUGGAUGGAGAGAAACAACAAAGAGUUCUCGUAGAGGGAACAGCGGAAAUAUUACACAAAUUAGCGGCACCAAUCGCGUCAUCGCAAACUAGCCAGGCAUCACAAAGCUAA